Drosophila arizonae is the source of this 1962-nucleotide messenger RNA. It is a transcript of the gene Tm1, whose product is annotated as tropomyosin 1. Lineage: Eukaryota; Metazoa; Arthropoda; Insecta; Diptera; Drosophilidae. The record is from RefSeq and is a predicted model, not a curated record.
ACGUACUCACAAAUGCCAGUCGCAGAAUCGCGUCGUUUUAUCGUCUUCGUUUCUCCGUGUGUGUGUAGUUUCUGUGCAGCUUUCUGCAAUUAAAUAUUUAUAUUAAUAUUGUUUUAAUAUAUAAAAUUAUUUUUCAACUAUAAGUGUGUAUCAAGUGUGCUCGAAUCUAAUCGGCCCUUCACACAUAAUAAAAAAAAAAAAGAAAAAGAAAUACGACAGGCAGCAGAGCAGCAGCAGCAACGAAGCAAACCAGUAAAAGAAGAAGAGAAAAGCAGUAGAAGAGAAAGAAGAAAAAAAAAAAAAAACCGGUGGUUAGCGCAUACUCUUGUCUGUGUCGUCGCUUCGUUCGGCCGUUCGUUCUAUUACGUGCGUGUGUUGGUGUUUUACAGUUUAUAAAUUAAAUAUAUUCUGGUGCUGCCAUAUCGAAAGAAAUUUGUAUUUAGAAUAAAUACAAAAAAUAAGAGGCAAAAGCUAAUACAAGUGUGCUUCAGUGUUAACUGCCAAUCGCCGGUCAGAAAAGCGAUCUUCAUCUGCCACUGCCUGCCAACGCAAAGUCCAAUUGUAAACACUUACCACAAACACCCACAAGUCCAAAAAACAAGCACAAAAAUGACGACCAGCAUUCCACAAGGUACACUUUUGGAUGUACUCAAGAAGAAAAUGCGUCAGACCAAAGAAGAAAUGGAAAAGUAUAAAGAUGAAUGCGAGGAAUUUCACAAGAGACUACAACUUGAAGUUGUUCGACGUGAAGAAGCUGAAUCUGAGGUUGCCGCAUUGAACCGUCGCAUUCAACUGCUCGAAGAAGACUUGGAACGCUCUGAGGAGCGUCUGGGUUCCGCCACAGCCAAGCUGUCGGAAGCCUCUCAGGCCGCCGAUGAGAGCGAACGGAUACGAAAAGCGCUUGAAAAUCGCACAAAUAUGGAAGACGACAAAGUAGCUCUAUUGGAGAACCAAUUAGCGCAAGCAAAAUUAAUUGCAGAAGAAGCUGAUAAGAAAUAUGAAGAGGUGGCCAGAAAAUUAGUGCUCAUGGAACAGGAUCUGGAACGUUCCGAGGAAAAAGUUGAGCUUAGCGAAAGCAAAAUUGUGGAGCUUGAGGAGGAGCUGCGCGUUGUGGGCAACAACUUGAAAUCCCUUGAGGUCUCUGAGGAGAAGGCCAACCAACGUGAGGAAGAGUACAAGAACCAAAUCAAGACCCUGAACACUCGUCUAAAGGAGGCUGAGGCACGCGCUGAAUUCGCUGAACGUUCCGUUCAGAAAUUGCAGAAGGAAGUCGACAGGCUCGAAGACGAGAUGAUCAACGAGAAAGAACACUAUGCGAUCAUUAAUGAUAGCUUGGACUUUACGUUCGUCGAGCUAAUGGGCAUGCCGCCGUUCUAUAACGAUCGCUACCCCAAGCCGCCCACGCCCGAGUUAACCGAAGAGGAGAUCGCUGCCAUUGCGGCGCAGCGGGAGGCAGCGGCUGCUGCCAAGGCAGCCAAGCUAGCUGCCGAAGGAGCGGCCGAGGGUGCAGGCGAAGGGGAGGGUGCAGAAAUCGAAGCUGCUGCAGCCGAUGGAGCCGCUGCAGACGAAGCAGCAGCUGUUGCCGAAGUUAUUGAGGAGCCAGUGAGAGUGCCCACACCACCACCGCCGCCGCCAUUUGAUUACAAUAUUGAUUUGCCGCCAGAGGGCGCUGAAGUGCCAUAUGUAAAGAAUUUCGAAGUGGGUGAUGCUCCUCCCGCAGCUCCUGCAGAUGCAGCACCGGCUGAGGGCGCUCCUGUAGAUGGCGUGCCUGCUGAAGCAGCUCCUGCGGAUGCAGCUCCUGCUGACGCAGCCCCUCCAGAUGCAGCUCCUGCUGAAGCAGCCCCUGCAGAGGCAGCUCCUCCAGCAGCCGAAGCAGCUCCUGCGGAAGCACCUGCUGCUGAAGCUCCUGCUGCUGAUGCACCAGCUGUUGAAGCGCCUCCUGCUUAAAUCGAAUCGAAUUUG